AUGUCAAGAUAUCUAUUUUCAUCCCAUUAUUCGUCUGCACCACCACGCUACUCGUUUCCUAACUCUUCGUUCAUGUCGAUUUCUGGUAUUCAAGGGCAGCUUCUUGAGGUCACUGUUGUUGCUUGUAACAAGUUGAAGGAUACGGAAUGGUUUUCACGGCAAGACCCAUAUGUUUGUCUGGAAUAUGCUAACACCAAGCACCGUACCAGAACAUGCACAGACGGUGGUAAAAAUCCUACAUUCCAAGAGAAGUUCGUGUUUCCGUUGGUUGAAGGUCUUAGAGAACUGAAUGUUCUGGUCUGGAACAGCAAUACUGUCACCUUGGACGACUUUAUUGGCGAGGGAAAGGUUCAACUUCAGAAGGUUCUUUCACAGGGUUAUGAUGACAGUGCCUGGACGCUCCAGACAAAAACUGGCAGAUAUGCAGGAGAAGUGAGGCUAAUCAUGCAUUAUGCAAAGACCAAUAAACCAACAGCAAGCUAUGCUCCAUCUGCUCCCCCAUAUGCAGCACCACAUGUACCACAAUCUCAUCUAUAUUCAACCCCUCCGCCUCCUGCUCCUUAUGGACCACCAGCAUCUGGACCUUACCCACCACCACCAGCAAGCUACCCAGCUCCAUCUCCCUAUCCUUCAUACUCACCUAGUUCAGCAGCAUAUCCACCAUCCACGUAUGGUCCCCCUCCAUCUGCCUAUCCUCCCCCACCAUACCCACCAACUUCAGCAUAUCCUCCAUCAACGUAUCCACCACCUCCACAACCCUCGCCCUAUUAUCCUCCAGGUCCUUUUCCUGGACUUUAUCCUCCUCCGCCACCACCGUACUGA
Prunus armeniaca (apricot) is the source of this 822-nucleotide messenger RNA. The record is from the annotation of a GenBank genome assembly. NCBI's taxonomy places the organism in Eukaryota, Viridiplantae, Streptophyta, Magnoliopsida, Rosales, Rosaceae.